AUGGUGGUGCUGCCGGCGGUUGCCUACGCAGUGCUGCUCUGGCGUUGGGGGCGGGCGCCACGGCGCCAGAGGCGGCUGUGCCGGGCCCCUCGGGGCCACUGGGGGCUCCGGCCCCACUCCCGACAGCCGCCUCACGGGUGCCGCUGCCGCCUCGUGACCCCCCUGGCGCUUGCCAGCUCGCCGAGCGAGCUGCCCCUCGAUGCCAAAAAUAUGAUGUGUGCAGCUGACCUUCGCCAUGGCCGCUACCUGACCGCGGCGGCCCUGUUCCGUGGUCGCAUGUCCACCAAGGAGGUCGAUGAACAGAUGCUUAAUGUGCAGAACAAAAGUUCUUCCUACUUUGUGGAGUGGAUUCCUAACAACAUCAAGGCCUCUGUGUGCGACAUCCCCCCACAGGGCCUCAAGAUGGCAGUUGCCUUCGCAGGAGGAGGAGGUCGCCCGGCGAGGGCCUGCAGGAAGACCCGGCGCGCCAGUGCCCAAGGUAAGGAGGGGGGCUGGAGGCGGUGGGGGACGUGGCCGCGGCGAGCGGCCCAGGAAGCGGCAGCGCACGGCAGCCGUAGCAGUGGAAAGGCGCUCCUGAGUGUCAAUCGGGGCUUUGAGUGCACCCGGGUGCUGAACCUGUUCUUUAUCCGCUUGAGCUUCUGUGCUUAUCAGUUUACUGUAGUUCGGUGCUCGCGUUGGUUCCAGGGGAUGUGCCUCAAUUUCGUUACGACAGCCAUUCAGGAAAUGUUUAAGCGCGUAGCAGAAUAG
Messenger RNA from Prorocentrum cordatum, 747 nucleotides. The record is from the annotation of a GenBank genome assembly. Lineage: Eukaryota; Dinophyceae; Prorocentrales; Prorocentraceae.